AUGGAUUCAAAGUCUUAAAAAGGAAAUAGGAGUAAGAAAUAUGAAAAAACAACUUCAGAAGAAAGAGCUAUGAUAAUUUUAAUGAAAGAGAAUGGAGUAUCAUGCAAAGAAAUCAGUGAAGCUUUAAAAAAAAAUAUAAAAACUAUCUAAUCAAUUAAAUCAAUCGAAAAAAGAUCUGAGUAUGGAGAAUUGAAAAAAGCCUUAAUUGAGUUUGGUUAUGAUUGGGUGAUUUAAAAUAAAAAUCUUAAUGUAAUUAAUUUUGCUUUGAUGAUAGAUAGAAAAUACUAGAAAGUUAGCUAAAAGUGUAAAUCGAUUAAUCAAAGAAUAAUUGACAUUAAAAACAUCAUAAUUUCAAAAAUUAAUACCAGAACAAAAGAGAUUAUCAAAUAAAAGAAGAAUAAUUCAGCAAAUUGUGGAUUCUAUUAUUUAAAAAGUUUUCAACUCUAAAUAAGUUUUAGAAAACUUAGAAACAACAAAUUAAUAGAAAAUUAUACCUAAAGAAGAAGAACCUGAUGAUUAAAAUAAGGAGUAUUUAAAUAUUGGUUAACUUACGAUUUUGCAAAUGUAUUAUGCAUAUACUUAAUUUAUAUAAUAAAGUAUACAAUAGAAUGAUCUCAAAAAUUGA
Molecule: messenger RNA, 625 nt
Organism: Paramecium primaurelia
Lineage: Eukaryota; Ciliophora; Oligohymenophorea; Peniculida; Parameciidae
Source: the annotation of a GenBank genome assembly